UCUGGGAUCAGCUCAACUAUUUUGAUUUUCGUCACCCUGACACUCUUACGGCUUCUAUAAAGAGAUUCGGUAUAAUUUCUCACAUGUUUAAAAUAAUGUGUUGGAUUAUCGGAAUAUUGAGUCGCUGCCUAUAUAUCGAGGAAAUAUUUUAAUCAUUAAGUUGGCAAACUUAGGCCACACCUAGAUCUUGCCCUAUUUCCACAAAAAAGAGCAGGAUUUUUUUUGCUCUCUCGCUCUCCCUCGCUCUCUUUCUGUGGUGCGUUUGUUUGUGUGACGGCGAGUCCCGGCGGUGUAACCGGAGAGGGGCCUCACACAGAGGGAAUGCAGGACUGCAAUGGAGCACAAUGCAAUACAGUGGUUGGGUGCUCCUUCCUGCCAGAGAGGCAGCUACGCCUUCUACAAGUCGGUCAGCAGCAAGGCUCGACCCGACGGCCCGGUCCAUGUGUGGAAGCUUGGCGAGUUUUACUUCAUUCGCUGCGGGCCACAGGAUCCUGUAUGCAUCGCUGAGGUGACCUUAUUAUGGGAAGACCAGACACAGCACCACCUCCUGGCCAGCGCUAGACUCUACUUUCUGCCUGAAGACACCCCAAAGGGUCGAACCAGGGAACAUGGAGAGGAUGAGGUUCUGGCAGUGUCCCGAAAGGUGGUGGUACGUGUGGAGGAUCUGGUGCAGUGGUCAUGUGCAGAGCCAGCAGGCUGGAGCAGCAGGUCAAAAAUGUCUCCCUGCGUCCUUAAUGGGCUCCACAAACCACCACAGAGCAGCGACGAUGGCGGCGGCAACAAAACAUCGGACUGCAAGCCUCUGAAGGACAAGACCGAGAAUGGGGUAGCGGACUCUCAGUGUGUCAAAGUACUCAGCUACCCGCAGUACUGCCGCUUCCGCUCCCUGCAGAGGCGCAUCCAGGAUGGUGCAAGGGGACCAGCACUACAGGAUGCCCAUCUGUUGGCUCUGGGUGGCGUCAGGGUAACACCCACAACCCACUUGAUGUACUGCAGAGACACUUUCAAUCACCCGACGCUGGAAAACAGCAUCAGCUUUUCCUGGCAGUUCCGGUGUCCAUCCCUCAGUCUCAGAGGGCGGCCUCGCAAGAGGAGAGGCCGUGAUGGCAAAGACACUUCAAGCACCAGUCAGUCGGAAUCUUGGAUUGAGCGGAUGAAGGAGAACGUGAUGGGUAGUGUGGAGGUGGGCGGUGAGGACAGUUGGCUCCCCCACCCCGAAGAGCAGCUGUUCCUGGAUCAGCUCUUCUCCUUCAUGGAUCGCCAAGGCUCGCCCAUCCACAAAGUGCCCAACCUCGGCUUCAAGAAGAUUGACCUCUUCCUCAUGUAUUCGGUGGUCAGACGACUCGGAGGCUACGAAAAGGUGACAUCAGACCGCUUGUGGAAAGUCGUUUACAACGAGUUGGGAGGAUGUCCCGGCAGCACCAGCGCUGCAACCUGCACCAGGAGACACUACGAGAGACUGAUGCUCCCUUACGAAGAGCACCUCAGAACAGGAGGCACGGAACUCAAAAUCCCAGAAUCCUCCCUGCCCGUGAAGCCCAGAGGGAUCAGAGGGAGGAAGCCACUUCCACGGGGCAGAAAACCUGGACCCAAAGUGAAAGAGAAGAUGGCCGUCACUCCGCCUCCUGGGACUCAGGUGACUAACUUGGAUGGCACGGUGGUAGUGAAAAGAGGUCGAGGCAGACCACCAGGCAAACGCAACAAAGCCACACUAAUUGCUCAGGCGAAAGUGCUGGCUCAGCAGCAAGCAAAAGUGUCAAGUGUCGAGUCUCCGAAAUCACUCCUUCCCACCCGAAUCGGCAGCAAUGGAGUGAUACCCAGCAGCGCACACCAGGUGACGCCACCUAUUUUCUGUCCCUCCCCGCAGACCAUCCAGCCAGCCAUCCUCCCUGUCAACAUGCCCCUCACCCCAGAUCUCUCCCCCAUGUCGACCCACUUCCUCCCCUUUCAGCCCAAGCCAAAAGACACGAAGGAUCGAGGGGAGUCUGCAGCUUUGCCCCCGGGCAUUCUCCUCUCAGCCCUGCCUCGCCACUUUGUGGGUGGAUCUCUAGGUGGCUUCAGCCCCAUCAAAGGUCUGUGUCCCCUGGAUGUGCUCAGGAACUGUGUGGGCUUCCAGAGAGUCCCCGAGAGCCCAGCCCUGACACCUCAAGAGCCAAUUCAGCAACACACCACUAUAUACACCCCCCAGCCCAAACAUGGAAGCCCAGAUAGCCGCCGCUCAAACGUAGAGCAGGUGCCGCCUUCACCCCAUCCACUUCCGCAGCACCACAGUCUGCUCUCAGGUCGCAAUGUGGACGAGGACACCCAGAGAGGAGCCAUCCGGGAUGCUAGGAAUCGUCACUCUCUGCCCCCGCUGCGGGUCCUGCCUUUGGAUCUAGACUGCAGUGUUCAGGUACGCCAGCUGAUGAGAACUCGUCUGGGCUCAACUCAGUUCCAGACUUUCACCCGCCGACUUUCUGAGGCGCUGUCCCAAGAUCUGAGUGCCAAGCCCCCCUGCUCACCCAUCACCCCUCCUCCAGAACAAGCCCUGCCCCUCAACCUCAGCAAGCGCUUUAUAAAUAAAAGACCCAGCACAGACGCAUCUGAGCCAAGUCUCUCCACAACUAACGUAACCACAGAUGAGCCGUCACCUAAGAAAGUAAAACCUGACUGCUCAGAGCAAGCGGAAGACUUCAGCCUGAGCGGGCGGUCCACCUCGGAGGCCCCAGGAGUGGAAGUCCAGGAGGUGGGACUCAAGAGCCAAGACGAACCAGCUGACCUGAGCUCCCCUAGCAGGAUCAGGGCCUUCCUGCUCGGACUGCCGCCCUUCCAAGUGAAGCUGGACGAGGAUCUGAACGGGAUGAGGUUUGGGAAAGUCCUUCCUUCGGGAUCUGAGGUGGAAAACCAGAGGACUGUUACCGAGGGAGGACAGAUUAAGAAAGAAGUUGAAGUGGAGGCAACAGAGAGAACCAACCCGACGUUGGAGUCUCUGCCGAAACAGGUAGAAUUUGUCAAAAAUGAAAAUAUUGAGAUGAUGAAAGAGGAUCUGAAGGAGGAAGGGAACACCUCAGUCGACAAAAUGGAGGAUUUAUGUGGUCAGACAAUAGCCAGUAUGGAAAAGAUCCAGUGCGACGUGGACACCUCCAAGGGCCACCCAAGCCCUGUUCUGCCCCAGGCUAACGCUCUGGUCCUGGCCCAGCAGAGCUGAAGAGCCCACACUCAAAACACUGAUCCAUAUUUUGGCUUUUAAGCAUCCCUGUUGGGACCGUAGUCAAAGAAGUCAAAAGUCCACCAGGGGGCGCUUUGGUUUCAGUCAGAGGCUGGGCAUCUUUUCCUUUGGAACAUCUGAGCUCACAGCUACUUUUUUUUUGUCCGUUCUUCUUUUUGUGUGUUUUGUUAACUGAGUCUUUAAUGACACACAGAGACAAUCCCAAAUCAGUUUUGUUAUUUUGGUUAGUUUCCAGUGAAACAAGAGUGAGACUCUUUUGGGAGGGGGGGGAAACAAAACGCUGCCAUGACCCCCCUCCUUUCAACUCCAUUAUUCAAAUGACAAAUUGAAUAAGAUCCAACAUUAAAGAUAAAUCUAUUGCAUAUAUGGGUGAUGCUAUGCAUCAAGACGUCAUAAUAAGCAUCUGUACUGUAGUUCGGUAGCUUACUUUGAACUCGUACUCUACGUUUGUAGAGAAAUAGUUAUUUUCUCUGUGUCGUUCGGAGCUGCAAGUGAAACAUUACGGCUCGUCACGUGAAAGUGCUCCUGUAGGUCCGCCUGUCAGCUAGACGUUAUACUCUUAUUAGCUCGCUUUUCUGACACACACGUGCCUUAAAUGGCCUGCGGUCAUCGCUGGCUUCGCUUCACUUAAAGAGAUGCCUUGAUGUUGACCUGACUUCACUACUCCACGCUGAUGAAACCUUUUUAAAAUGUGCAUGAGAAAUUGGCUGGGAAAUGUAUUAAAACGACACCACCAAAGAAACACUAAUACCAAUGUGGUAAACUCCUAAAUGUCAAGGUAUCCCUUUAAUGGCUGCCUUCCCCCCCUCCUCCGCGCUUUUUGAAAUCAUCUCUUUAGUGUUCAAAUUUGCACACCUGCUGUUUUCCAUAUUUAUAUGCUUGUCAUGUUUUUGUUUUUGAUUCAAAGUAGUGCAAGUAACUACUUCUACUGCGACUACAUCAUUCAUUAUCUGGUGCUCUUUCUCUGUUAUGUAGCGGUUGCUAGAGUGUUUUGAUUAAUGGAAAAACUGCAAAUAACUCCACCAAGUCAUGCAAUCUUUUGAACCUUGUGAGGGGAAUGCCACACAUUUCUCUCAUUGUUGUUGCAUGACUCCUUAAUGAACACUUUGCAGCUGUUUUUUUGUUUGUUUUGGUUUCUUUUGUGCUGCACGCGUAGAUUCGCCAAAGCAAAUGUAAUCUACCACACUCAAACCUCCACAAACACUACAAACUAGAACACACAAAUGGUUUGUUCUGGCUUCCUCCUUCACCGGGGGAACUGAAGAUGGUAAAAUACUUCCUGUUCGUGUGAUUAAUCCUUGAAUCAUCAUAUUUUUUAUCUUUGCAGUAAUGUUUUAUAUACAGUAUAUAUAUAAUAUAAAAAUAUAUCACACAGCAAGUCUGAACAUUUUACAUCAGGAUAAAUAUAUUGUAAAGCAAUUAAAUCUGUCAUUUAAGCUUUAUUUAUUAAGGUAGAGGAGUUCAGGCUGCACAUUGCUUUUUAACACUUUUCCUACUACACCUUUUGUCAUUUGUUUCAUAUUCAUGAUUGUACAAAUGUAUCCAAAAAUCAUCUUUCAUUGCUACAUCAGUUUGCGAUGGUUCCAGUCUUUAUUUUUUGUUGAUAUGGGAUCACAUUGUCCAAUUGUUAAAUAGGCUUUUUUUGGCCUUUUCAGAAACAUGACAGCCUCUUUAAUGCCUGCCACAUUCUCAUCAAUUGCCUUUUUUUUGCCUCCGGUAGAACAAGUUUUCAAUUCUAGAACUGGUAUUUUUGCAUUUGCCAUUACCGCCCAUCAUACUUUGUGUUCUGUCUCAAGUUACAACUCUUGCCUUCAGUUGAGGUCCAAUGUGUGCCAGUUAUUUUUUGGUUUUCGUGCAUGUUUUGUUUUUUUUUAUGUGGAACAAUACGCCACUGAGGCUGAACGUCUGCUGGGUCAUUUAAAUGGAAAAAAAAUAACAUAGAGGAGGAGGAGAGCGUUUGUAGUUUAGAAGCAUGUUCAGUCUUUUUGUUCCCUCUUGGAUUAUUUAAGCCUAGGUAUGAUUUUGUUUUGUUUUUUUCUUAAAUAUUUCAAUGUUUACAUUUUGUUUAUGCAUGUUCAGAGUUGUUAUAUCCAGUGUUUUUGCACACUACAGCAUCCAUCGAUCUUGAACGGCACUGCCCAAUUGGUGUGAAAGUACUUAACAUGAAGUGCCUGAUGCUUUAGGAGCAAACUUUGGCCAUUCGGACGUUUUGAAACGAGCUUGCUUGAUCACCUUCACGCCAUUGACUUGAACAACCUGUGAUGUUUUCGUGGCAAAGCCAGGCUGAGGCUGCAGCCAAACCGGACCUUCAGCACUCAUCCACAGGGAACCGUGGUGGCCAUUUUGGGGCGCUAGCGUGACGUGAGUGACAUUUGCGGGAUUAAAGGUGCUGCAUGUCGUGUUUUAAGAUUGUCCUCUCACUGUAGUGGUUAUGUAAGUUAGCUCAGAGUUUGUUGGAAAGGUGUGAAGGUGUUGUUAUGCGGGGAUGGCCUGCAUUUUUCAGCCUUUGUCUCAGUUCUGUGUGAAUGGUAGGACGGCGUUACCUUGGAUUUAGUGAAAAAGGAAAGGCGCCACCUGUAUGGAAUAGUAUGCCAAUGUCGGGAUUGGUUGUAAAGUUGGGUUCUGUGUCAAAUGCACUGCCGACAUUGUGUGGGAAAAAAAACUCGAGUGGUCCUGGCAAUUUUCCAUCUUCGGUGGUGGUAACCCAUGCGUAUCCUGGGUGUACACGUUUGACACAUUUCACUCUCACUAAUGUGGUGUUACUGUAAAAUGUAACAUAACAUUAUGAGGUAUGACAGAUGGGAUGCCGCCUCUGUGAAAGGAUAUGCCAGUUAUAUCAUAACGUGAAAGACUUGUUCUGUAUAAAAGGUACAGGCAGACAAAUGCCCGAUCUCUUGUUCAACUGUUUUGUUUCUGAAGGAGUCUGCGUGAAAGGGGCUAUUAUGUCCGCCGAAGAGUACUUUCAUUGUCGUUCCACCGGAGGCCGCUGUCAAUAACGCUGGUGACGUCUCAGCUGUGUUAGAGAACUGAUGUUAAAAUGGCUGAAUUUUCAGAUGUGGAAGUGGUUGCGUAAGAAGGGAAUGUAAGGGUGACUCGAGGCCAAACGCAGAAGAUUUCAUGGGAAGUGUUUUCAUUGCAUGAUCUUACAAAUCGAAUAAAUCGACAUGCAGCAACUUUAAGAGUACCGACAAAACGUCUACGUUACAUCAUCAUCCUCUGACCUCACUGUUAUCACAUGACACCAAAUUACAGAUCAAACAUGAUGGCAUCUUCUCGGAGUGCACAUCAUCUUUUAACAUCCUGAAUGCCGCUGUGGCGUUGUCAUAUACUGUGUACACACAUACUAUGUGUGUGUGUGUGUGUGUGUGUAUAUAUGUAUGUAUGUGUGUGCACACAUACAUAUAUAUACCGUAUGUUUAUAUAUACAGUUUCUAAAUUUAUCUAUAUACAGUGUGUGCGCAUACUGUAUAUAUGUAUGUACAUAUACAUAUAUACACUAUAUAAUAUUUUUUCAGAAUUUGUGUGAUUAGAUGAUUGCAGAUGUGCAGCACAAAACCGGUUUUCAUUUUUAUUUUUUUCCUAAAAACGUUAAAAGGAUGGCAGUGUCAGGUACCAUUCCAUUUGAACACACUGUAUAUUUAUAAUAAAAGUAUUCUCAUAAUAAGGUGUCUUUUGUGGGCAUUUAUUUUAACAUCAAUUGCAUCUUUUUUUAUAUACCUGAUAAUUUGUAAAUUUAAAAAAAAAAGCACAUUGACGAGACAAACCUGUGAAUCGCUGAAAUGUACAGUAAACUAGUGUGUAUAUAUAACACAUA
Molecule: messenger RNA, 7022 nt
Organism: Doryrhamphus excisus (bluestripe pipefish)
Lineage: Eukaryota; Metazoa; Chordata; Actinopteri; Syngnathiformes; Syngnathidae
Biological process (GO): regulation of transcription by RNA polymerase II
Cellular component (GO): nucleus
Molecular function (GO): transcription cis-regulatory region binding
Source: RefSeq, a predicted model, not a curated record